Messenger RNA from Pecten maximus, 3426 nucleotides. RefSeq lists its product as uncharacterized. The record is from RefSeq and is a predicted model, not a curated record. The coding region runs from base 210 to 2708 and encodes 832 amino acids. The transcript has 3 exons. NCBI's taxonomy places the organism in Eukaryota, Metazoa, Mollusca, Bivalvia, Pectinida, Pectinidae.
UCCUUCUUCCUUAGACUGUUCAAAACUUGAAAGUAGCACUGAAAAAAAAUAUUGUGGAAACAAUCCAGAGUCACGUGAAGCCUGAUGAAAUAACGUCUGAAAUCUGUAAUGCAUCUGGAGCUGACUUGAUAAAAGAUGAAAAUGGGACCUGGUUUUUAAUAGGUAGCUUACCUGAAAUUCAGUGUGCCAACAAAUACAUUGUCAGCAUCAUGGCUGGUGGAAAUUGCCAAUAUGGGAGCCAAAUCAGAAGCCAUGGAGAUAGGAGUGGUGCUGGCCAAGGUGACAGGAAGGAAGAUGAUAUACAUAGUAGUCGGGAGAAUGAACAAAACCUGCAACCUAAAGCAGUAGACCUUGAUGGAGGACCCCGAGGAGAAACCACCAGAGGAGGGCAUUUACCAAACAGUCAAUAUCAUACUAACCCUAAAGGCAAAAGGGAUGAUCCUCUGUCUCAGAAUACUGUCAGUCAUAGUAAAGUCCAGGAGCAGGCCCUUUAUACAGAAACCCAGCAGACUAAUGAACCAAAGAACACUAUAAAAGACCAAACCAGUGAUAAUGUGAGGAAAUCUGCAGAUGCACAUAUCCAAAGACUUAAUGACAAGGAUGGUCAGCAUGACGAUAACAGACCUACAGGACAUACAGGAAGUCAGGAAAAUCCAAAAGGCUGCGACAAGGAAGCAUUGCGGAAGACAUAUUUCAAGGAGAGUAUGGAUACCGAUUACAGCCCUGAAGAGGAGCAGAAAAGUGAUAAAGGAAAUGCUGACCUGGUAAACCAAGAUGGAAAUCAAAGAAAUAGGAAAGCAAGGCAGCAACCACAAAGUGUUGAUGAGCACCAGUUAGGAGGGGUGAAUGAGGUGGCAGCUGAUGUAUAUUAUAAUGACAUGUCUAUGUCCAACACACCUUAUGAUGGCAGGAAAGGGAGAGGUAUUGACCAACAAGUUAAACAUGGCAAACGUUCAGAUGAAGAUGAUAGAACAGAAACAUUCACUUGUUCAAAUGAACAGUUCAUGGAGGUAUGCUUCUUCAAUCAAGGAAUCGACAAUAAAAUAGAAAUAAAAUUUAAUCAUAACAACACAGAAUGCUAUAUAACAGAAAGGUUUGGAAACUUUAGGAAUGCAAAGGACCAGCUUAGUAGUUAUGCCAGAAAAGAAAUCGGCAACCUGACUAGUACUGAAGAGGGAAAAUUCACAAGUUACUAUGAGAAAGAAAAGGAAAACAUGGCUUCAAUGAAUAUAUUAUGUGAAUACAACCCCAGUCUUAAAAGAAUCAGACUUGUUGGAAAGAAUUAUGAUAAUGUUGAGCGGGCUGAGUGUAUGAUAUUGAAAUACAUCGGAAGGUCAUGCCAUCAAUCAGACCAGCAAUCAAAACCAAGAAGAAGAAAAGGGAAGUUACCGCCAUCAGGAUCUGAGGUAUUGAAAAUAAAGGAUGGAGUAAAAGUGUUUGUGUAUGAAGGAGACCUUCUAGAUCUGGAUGUAGAUGCAAUUGUACAUGGAACAAAUACAAACCUUAAUAAUUCUCAUGGUCUGUCAGCUGCAAUUGCUAAAGCCGCUGGUACUGAUCUUGAGAAUGCAUGUAAAAAUGUAUUUCUUGAAAGGAACCUAAAUGUUGGUGACUGUUGCUGUACUACCGCUGGAGACCUUCAUUACGAUUACAUCAUCCACGCUGUUACUCCAAUGUGGAGUGCUUACAGAAAAACAAGCACUGCGCAUGAAAUAAAGAGGGAAAUAUGUCAGGACGAUCUUUGUAGAACCAUCAUGAACGCUUUGGAGGAGGCAGUAAAUGUUGCGGCCAGAUCUGUUGCACUUCCUGUCAUUGGAUAUGCACAAUGUCCAUCCGAUGUUCUGACUGCUGCAUUCAGCGAGGCUAUGCAGCUAACUUGUGAUGAGUACAAGAAAUCUUCAUUGAAACAAAUCCACAUCGUUGGCCAACACCCUGAUAUUCUGAAAAAGAUCAAGGAUGAGCUUCUGCAGGCCAAGAAGUGGAAUGAUACAACCACACCAGUGACUACCAGCGGAAGAAGCUCACAACAUGUAUCUGGUGCUUCCUGUGUAUCAGGAUUGAAUACAAACCUAUCUAAUUACCCCCGGUGGAUGGCAAAAUCUGAAACUGGUGGAACAUGCAUGCUAUCUGAAAAGCUGAAUGUGUGUAUCGUGAAAGGAACAUAUGUUACCACACAAGCAUCAGCUCUUGUAAGUAUAGAGGAUGAAAUGUUUCGAAGUAAGCGAUUCGUUGCUAUGGAAAUUGCCAAAGAAGCAGGUGAUCAGUACAAGAAGGAAAUAGACAAGUUGAGGAAGAAUGAAAAGAAAUAUAAGAUUUCAGAUGUUGUUUGUACUCAUGCCGGGGCAAUACCAACUGUUUCGUAUGUAUUCCAUGUGAUAGGACCCGUUGCAGACAAAGACAUAUCUGGAAAAGCUGAGUUAUUCAAGGGUUUUACUGACAAUAUCGGAGCAUGCAUUUCCAAAGUGCUCCGAAGAGUGGAUGAAAAGAAACUGGAUUCUAUUGUUCUGCCAUCUUUUGCAUCAGGUACACUUAAACCUGGUCAAACUAAUACGAUGUGGGAGAUUUGUGUAGAAGAGGUUGAGAAGUUUGCAGCCAAGAAAAGCUCUAAAUCAACACUGAGGACAAUAUUUCUCGUGGGUGGACUUAAUGAUGUACAAUUUUUAUUGCAAAUCUUUGAUUCAAAGAUAACACACAUGGCAACUGUGGUUUAAUAACUACAAGUACUUCACACAGGAUUGAAGUUUUGAGCAAUCCUUAAACACUUCUAUAGAAAGGAAUUUUUAAGAUGAAAGAAUGAAAGAAUGAAAAUUUAGAGGAUAUAUUUUAUGGGAACCAUUAUAAAGAUUUGAUGGUGGGUGUGAUUAUUUCUCCUGUAUUAUUAUUUUAUUUGUCACCAGAGAAGGCACUUUCUUGCAAUCACUUACAGUUGUCUGUUAUAUCAUCUGUACCAUUAUACAGAGGCCACCAUUUCAUUGAUAGACAGUCAGACUCCAAACAUUAGCUUGAUUCCAAGUUUAUGGAUGAGUAAACUCGAUAAACACAUUCAUACUGAUUUUCUUUGCAUUGUUUUGUAUGUCCGAGUUACGAAUAUUAUGCAACGGUGAACCCUUAUAUAUAAUCUCCACACGGUCACGCUUGCAGCUUUACGCUUUUCAGAAGUGCCUGCCUUAUAUAUGUUAUUAAAACCUUUAAUGUUCCACUAUAAAGAUUCAACAAAAAAUGUUCUUAUUUUGUAUGUGGACUUUAACCGUUAGCUUAAACAAUAUCAUCUUUAGAUAUACACUUGUAUUUGAACAAGUAAGAAGGCAUUUCAAUUGGCUGAAUUUUUUUCUUAUUAGCAUGAACUAAUAUAUCAUUUUUAUGCACCACGGUUGGAAAAAAAUUAGGCAUAAGAUGUUUUAUUUCAGCCGUUGUUAUUUUUCAUCUAUU